AUGAUGGCUUCCCCUCCGAUCAAGAGCCCGUACCACAAGAAGGCUAGGGUCACUGCGGAUCCGAGUGACACACUCGAGGAGACCCAGCUGGAGGAGCCCGUGGCCAACCAGGACAUCUCUGCAGAGCCUAAGGAAUCCCAAGGCAAUGGAGCCCAGGAAGGUCCCAAGCUCUCCCCUGUUCCUUCCUCGAAGACUGAUGAUGCCCCGAACAAGAAGCCGCAGGAUGAGGACAAGUUGGCAGAGCCAGCUAAGGCAAACGAAGCACCGAACAAGAAGCCCCGGAAUGAGGACAUGUCGACAGAGUCUAAGGAAUCCCGAGGCAAUGGCCAGGAAGGUACAAAGCUCUCCCCUGUUCCCCAUGGUCCCAAGCAGAACGAUGACACUGUCGGCCUGUGCCGUGGUGACUCACUGGUGUCCGAGUUUCAGAAUGCUAUGGCAGUGGGUCAGGCCAAAGACCCUGUGCUAGACAUGGCACACACUCUCCAAGCAUCCGGCGCCCUAGAGAUGGCUGUCCCCGAAGGCGAUACCUGUCUUGACAUGCAGAAGAGCCCGGGCAAGCUGUGUGAUUGGGUUUAUCGGAACGGUGAGGCUGAUACUUCGUCGAGGGCCUUCGAAGUUCUGAAGUGGACUCGCUUGGUUGUUGCGAAGUACAACGGGGCUUUUGAGGCUCAGGAUUCUGGACAUGGGGGAUUAGCCAGAACCCUUCAUGACACGUCUCUUUGCAUGCUGAGCUUGCAGAAUGAGUACGAGGCAGCCAAGACUCAAUUCCUGAGGUACAGCCAGGUCAUCCUAACAGUGGGUGCAAACAAAAAAAAGCGGGAGCAGGACAAGAAUCUAGCUCAGGAGGUCUUGACAAGCAAGUUCGAACAGAUCGACAACUGGGUUUCUCAGAAGCUUGAUGAGAAGGACCUCUCCCGGCAGGAGGUAUGCAAGAAGCUGGAUGAGCACAUUGCCACCUUCUCUGAGGUACUAGUGAAACUUCUUGAGAAUACGGAGGCCGAACACAGGAGUGCUACCGCUAGCCUGACCGAAGAUGAUGAGGCUGCUUUGUGUAUGGAGUUGGAAAACCAACUCAACAUGCAGUUGGAAGCAGACGAUGCACCUGCAGCAUCCGAUGCUGCCAGCACAUCUGCGCUUGCCUCGCCGGUGCUUGUGCUGCAUGUUCCAGGCACGGCUCAUCGGCCCACACCAGUCCCUGGAUCCUGGCAGCAGCAGGGCAUGCGGGCUGCAAUGCAUCGACUGGAUACGUCGGAGCUUGCUGCCCAGCCCCCGAAGAUGAACGAGCCCAUGAAGAGCGAACCCGAGAAAGAGGCUGCAGUGGCCCCGACCCCUGAUGAGCAGAUCGUGAAGCCUGCUGCUCAGACGCAGACCAAGAUGAAGGCCGAGCCUCGUGAGUUUGCAUCGGAGGAGGAGCGCCAGGAGUGGGAGGCUAAGGAGGCCAAAAGGCUCAAGCACAAUGCCCGUGUUCGCUUCGACAGUCCUGACUGUCCGCAGAUUGUCCUGGACAAGCUGGAGGAGAUUCAAGGGCAGCCCAAUCGUCUCAAGACCCUGGGCGUGUGGUUUCAGCAGUGGCUCGAUGCUGGUGAAGACUGGGCCAACACCCAGUUAGUAAUCGAGGCAACGCGAGUGAAUGAGGAGAAGUUCAAAGCCAAAGAGAUUAUGCGUAGCUACAAGUCGCUACUCGACCAGUAUGGCAAGAAGACUGCGGAUAACAUUCGAGCCCGGAAAUAUGAGAAGGAGAAAAAUCGUGACCCGAAGACAGAUCCGAAACCUUAUUAUAUGCCGCAUCCGGACGGCAUCGACGACCCGGCCCGUCUUGAUGCCGAACCACGCAAGUGCUGCUACGGGCGCUGGGGCUUCGGACCUUAUGCGAUCGCUGUACAGCGGCAGGUCGCAGUCCAUGGAGUGAACCACUUUGGUGUGGCAAAGAAACUCAAUGUGAAGAUACAGGCGAUGGCUGGGAAGCUCACCGAUAUCAUAGUGUGGUCUACCAAAUUGUCGGAAUCGUCACAAAAGGCGAAGGACAACUACCAGGAGGAGCUCGACUCCCACAGGAAUGAGUUCAGUCGCAUCAAAGGUGAACUCGAAGGUUUGUACAGUGUACACAACAACACAAAGGAUGCAGACAUGGCCGAAGCUAGCAAAAGCGAGAUUCAGAGCUUGCUAGAUCGUGCAGAUGCAGCCACGACGACAUUCACCGGGGCCAUGAAGCCUCUGAAGCUUACCCUGGAGCCUUUGAGGCACAUAUAG
Messenger RNA from Symbiodinium sp. CCMP2592, 2250 nucleotides. NCBI's taxonomy places the organism in Eukaryota, Dinophyceae, Suessiales, Symbiodiniaceae. The record is from the annotation of a GenBank genome assembly.